AUGUUAAGUGGAACGGGCCCAGCACCGAAUCAGGCCGACACGGUCGCAUUCUGGCGCAGCCUGUGGUCAGCGCCCAUAAACCACAACGAGGGCCCUUGGACGGAAGUUGUGGCGAGUCAGUAUGCGGGUAUUACGCCCAUGGACCACGUCAUCAUAACGCCGGAUGACGUAGCUGAGGUGGUCCGUAGGGCCCCGAACUGGAAAAGUCGGGGGCUUGACGGGCUGCAUCACUACUGGCUGAAGGCUUUCAUGGUGUGUCACGCUGUACUCGCCCGACAGUUUCAAGAGGCUCUCAACCAGAAGUCGCUCCCGAGCCUCUUCACUACCGGGAUUACUCAUUUGGUUCCUAAAGAUCAGGGUGCCACAGACCCGAGAAAAUCCGCCCCAUCACAUAUCUACCGACCAUAUACAAGACACUAA
Parnassius apollo (apollo) is the source of this 420-nucleotide messenger RNA. NCBI's taxonomy places the organism in Eukaryota, Metazoa, Arthropoda, Insecta, Lepidoptera, Papilionidae. The record is from the annotation of a GenBank genome assembly.